Messenger RNA from Topomyia yanbarensis, 4215 nucleotides. RefSeq lists its product as uncharacterized. Lineage: Eukaryota; Metazoa; Arthropoda; Insecta; Diptera; Culicidae. The coding region runs from base 1 to 4215 and encodes 1404 amino acids. The record is from RefSeq and is a predicted model, not a curated record. The transcript has a single exon.
AUGGCGGAGGUCGACAAUAGAAGCCAGCUACUGUCACGGAGAGCUACACUGCUUGCUGCUCUGGGUCGGGCAGAGGUUUUUGCUGUGGAGUACGACGCUCUUCGUGACGAAUCGCAGGUACCUUUGAGGUUGGAGUACCUGAACGGAAUUUGGAAUAAUUUGGAGACCGUUCAAGCGGAACUGGAGGACAACGAAACCAACGAAGAUGGUAAGGUCGAGCAUGCUACUGUGCGUGCUGAUUUCGAGCCCCGGCUCUUUAAAAUAAAAGCAUGUCUUAUUUCAAAAUUGUCUCCUCUUCCUAACGAUCGGAGCCCUCAACCCUCUCGUGUAUCCUCCACUCUCUCUGGCAUCAAGCUGCCAACAAUUUCAUUGCCUGAGUUCAAUGGUGAUUACAUGCAAUGGCUUGCAUUCCACGAUACUUUCUUGGCAUUGAUUCAUUCAAACUCUGAGGUCCCGGAUAUUCAGAAAUUCCACUAUUUGAGGGCAGCUGUCAAGGGGGAAGCUGCUCAGUUGAUUGAAUCGAUCGGUAUCAGCUCUGCGAACUAUUCUUUAGCAUGGCAAACUUUAGAAAGUAGGUAUUCCAACGAUUAUUUGCUGAAGAAGCGUCACUUGCAGGCACUGUUGGACAUUCCGAGGAUGAAGAAGGAGUCUGCUGCUGCGCUUCACGGGUUGGUGGACGAAUUUGAACGUCACACCAAGAUUCUUCGACAACUAGGAGAACCAACCGACGCCUGGAGUACCAUUUUGGAGCAUCUGCUAUGCACGCGUCUGCACGAUGACUCUUUGAAGGCAUGGGAAGACCAUGCAUCUACCGUCGACAAUCCGGAUUACACUUGUCUCAUAGAUUUUCUGCAACGAAGAACUCGAGUACUGGAAUCGAUCUCAGUCAACCAUCAAACUGCUGAUUCGCAUUCCGCUUCUGAUCCACCAGCUCAUUCGUCGAAGAGAACAUUCCAUUCACAGCUUCGUCUCUCUUCUUCUGCCUCCACAGCGAGUUUACCAGUAACACAUGUUGGUGAGAAAUGUGUCCUCUGUAACCAGUCCCAUUUACUGAUGAGAUGUCAGCGUUUUAACCGACUUUCGUCGAGUGAACGUCAGCAGCUUGUGAAAUCAAUACGUCUGUGUCACAACUGUAUGAAAGGUGAUCACAUUGCCCGCAGUUGUCCAUCCAAUUUCAACUGCCGUAAGUGCAGCCGUCGUCAUCACACUCUUCUCCACUCUGAACAGCCCGACGGUCCCAGUCGAUUCAACAAUGAGGGUACAUAUACCGCUCCAGCUACAACCACUUCGACUUCUUCGCAGCCCAGUGGGUCUUCUGCAGCACAACCCGAGAGCAUCCCGCAAACUGAAGUCAGUGCCACUGUCCAGCAGUACCGUGAGAACGUGUUCCUUCUCACCGUGAUCGUUAAGGUGAUCGAUGCGUACGGUGAAGAGCAUCUAGCGCGCGCACUUCUCGACAGCGCAUCGCAACCGAACCUCAUCACAGAUCGUAUGGCUCAUAUUCUACGCCUUCGAAGGCAGAAUGUGAACGUCACAGUACAAGGGGCCGCCAAACUUUCAAAGCCAGUACGUGAAUCCGUUUUCGCUCAUGUUUUUUCUAGAAAGGGUGAUUUUUCGUGCAGCGUCGACUUUCUUGUGAUGGACAAAGUAACGGCGAACCUUCCAUCGCAAACCAUAUCAACAAAAGAAUGGCACAUUCCGAAGGACUUAUUUCUUGCAGAUCCGUCUUUCAACGAGAGUCAGCCAAUCGACAUGGUGCUAGGUGCCAAACAUUUCUACUCGUUCUUCCCGAGUGCUGCACGCCUGCAGCUGGGCCGAAACCUUCCUCUACUGGUGGACAGUGUCUUCGGCUGGAUUGUUGCUGGGUCGACAAACCAAAAUUCCCCUAUACAAGUGACGUCACCCACCUCUAUGGUUGUUUCGAUGAUUUCUUUGGAGGACAGUCUAGAGCGUUUCUGGAAAACUGAAGAGCUGACUACCAAGGACAACUACUCUGUUGAAGAAAGGCACUGUGAAUCGUUGUAUCAAUCAACCGUAUCCCGUGAUCCUACAGGACGAUACAUCGUUCGGUAUCCCCGUAAACCAGACUUCAACGUUAUGCUAGGAGAGUCGAAGAGCAUUGCACAACGCCGUUUCGGACUACUUGAAAGGCGUUUGGAACGAGACCCAAACCUAAAAGAUGAAUACCAUUUGUUUAUGCGAGAGUACCUCUCCCUCGGCCAUAUGCGGCUGGUCGAAGCGGACGACGAACACCACUCUCAAGCCUACUAUCUGCCCCACCACCCCGUAAUUAAGGAAGCAAGUACGACGACCAAGGUUCGGGUCGUAUUUGACGGCUCGGCCAAAACUUCUACCGGCUUCUCUCUAAAUGAAGCUCUUUGCGUGGGUCCUGUGGUACAAGACGAUCUUUUGACCAUCAUCUUGCGGUUUCGUACCUUUCCGAUCGCCCUGGUUGGUGACAUAGCCAAAAUGUACCGACAAGUACUUGUUCACCCCAACGAUUCUCCUUUGCAGCGCAUCCUUUGGCGAUUUUCAAACCAGUCUCCAGUCCAGAUAUACGAACUACUCACUGUUACGUAUGGUCUCGGUCCAUCUUCUUACCUGGCAACACGAACUCUACAGCAACUGGCAGAAGAUGAAGGUCGAACAUUCACUGCAGCUGGCCCAGCACUUAGAAAGGGUUUCUACGUGGACGAUUUUAUUGGUGGAGCUCAAACCGUGGAAGAAGCAAUCCGUCUUCGCAUAGAGCUCGCUGAACUAUUGGAAAAGGGAGGAUUCGCACUACGCAAAUGGACCCCUAACCGGCUCGAAGUUCUGCAAGGUCUCACCGAUGAUCAGAUUGGCAUGCAAUCCGCUUUGCACUUUUAUCCAAAUGAAACCAUUAAGGCAUUGGGGAUUAGUUGGGAGCCCGAAGCUGAUUUCCUUCGUUUCGACUCACAGAUUCGACACAGCGAUGAACACCCGUCAAAGCGAACGAUUCUCUCCGACAUAGCACGACUAUUCGACCCUCUUGGAUUAAUCGCCCCUGUCGUCGUCCGAGCGAAAAUUUUAAUGCAGGAACUGUGGCUUCUAUCCUGCGGCUGGGAUGAUCCUGUACCAGAACCCAUCAAGUCUAAAUGGGAAAGCUACCAUCGAGAACUGGCAAAGAUUUCGGAGCACCGUGUAGACAGGUAUGCCUUAUUACCCGGCUCAUCUAUUCAACUGCACACCUUUGCAGAUGCUUCCCAAUCCGCAUACGGUGCAUGCACGUACGCUCGCUGUGAAGAUGGACGAGGAAGAGUGAGGAUCCAGCUUUUGGCUUCAAAGUCACGCGUCGCCCCACUGAAGCGAAUCAGCAUCGCUCGAUUGGAACUGUGUGCUGCCGUGCUAGCUGCUCAUCUGCACACCCACAUCAAAAAGGCCAUCGACGUCAACAUAAUAGCAUCCUAUUUCUGGUCCGACUCAGCUGUCACUCUACAGUGGCUACGAUCUCCACCAAACGUAUGGCCCACGUUCGUUGCCAACAGAGUGUCAGAAAUCCAGCAGUACACACACGUUCCUGGAGAAGAAAAUCCAGCUGACCUGGUUUCGCACGGUAUGUCUGUCGAAGAUUUCCUCAAAAGCUAUUUGUGGACUAACGGUCCCAGUUGGUUAACACAUUCACUGCAAAAUUGGCCCAAUUCGAUACCCCCAGGUGUCCCAGAAGAAGAACUGGAAAUAAAAACAACCGUCGUUGUCGCUCAAGUAACACCUACAGUGCACCCCUGGUUUCUACGAUGGUCAUCAUACAAUCGCUUUCUUCGCAUCAUUGCAUACUGUAUGAAAUUCGUCACCAAUACCCGAGCAAAAGUGCGCACGCAGCCCCCACCGACUCCCAUCGACCGAUCACUUACCGUCGACGAAAUAACAAAAUCAAAAACGCUUCUCAUUCGUUUGGCUCAACAUGACGAUUUUGCUGCGGAAAUAAAACAAUUGGAGGAAGGCAAUUCAGUUUCGAAGCGUUCCCCCCUUCACUUGAUGAGCCCAUUUAUAGACCCAGAGAGAGUGUUGAGAGUGGGAGAUCGUUUGAAUCUGUCGCAAUUACCCUACCAAGCAAAGCACCCUGCUUUAAUUCCUACCAAUCAUCCGCUAACUCGCCUCAUCGUCGAACAUUUUCACCGGAAACUAUUCCACGGCGGCGGACUGACUGCUGCUGACAACAAUUCGAGAGGAAUUCUGGCCCCCCAGAGGUCGUAA